Messenger RNA from Oncorhynchus nerka (sockeye salmon), 4400 nucleotides. Its product is annotated as tonsoku-like protein. Gene Ontology annotation, cellular component: nuclear replication fork. The record is from RefSeq and is a predicted model, not a curated record. Bases 2257 to 2724 code for a protein of 155 amino acids. The transcript has 10 exons. NCBI's taxonomy places the organism in Eukaryota, Metazoa, Chordata, Actinopteri, Salmoniformes, Salmonidae. Gene Ontology annotation, molecular function: protein binding. Gene Ontology annotation, biological process: replication fork processing; double-strand break repair via homologous recombination.
AAAGUGAAUGGGUAGAUAUAUCCAGGUGGCGUAGCGGGCAGCGGUGGUGAGUUGAUGGGAGUAAAUAGGUGGAUCCAAUGGGGUAGCGGAAUCCUCCGACGACCAGGCGGGAAUGGGGUAAAUGAUCCGGGUGUGUAAUGUUCAUGGCUAACGAUCCGGCAGGGAAUGGAUGUCAGGUCAGAGCUUUUGAAGGGGAGAGGUGAUGAUCAGGACAGGUGUGCAGAUUACUGAUGGGAUACAGGUGCGAGUGAACAUCGAUCUCCCAACAAGCUAAUUCGCCCGGCAACCAGACAGGGUGCGUUCCAGGACACCGGAAACACACAGGCAAACACAGACUCAGGAAGCGGGAUUCGUGACAUGAAUAGUGGAUGAAAGCAGCUCCUCUGACCACAGUGACUUGGAUAGCUCUGUCAGCCCUCUGCCGGCUGUGUGCCCACGCCUACCUGCAGCCCCCAAUCCACAGAAUGUACCCACAGUCAGGAAACAAGCUCUUCUGUUCCUGAAACCAGAUAUGCUGUGGCACCCUCUGUCUUCGGCAAGGAGGAGUACAACAGUGCCAAGGCCCGUCUCACUCAACUAAGACUGAGAUGGUUAGCAGAGUGUCGUUGUCCUCCAGUAGGGGUUUCUCUCUGAGGAAGACUGACGACGACCCCCAACCUUCCAUGGCGCCCCAGAACCACCACAGCACUCAGCAGCUUUACAGAGAGAGCAGCAGGUCAUAGAGCCCCACGGUAGCCGACGCGAUGACCCCCCGACCUUCCACACCACCCCAGACCCACCACAGCACUCAGCAGGUCCUGGCUGAGGUGUGUUCGUGGGACCUCGCCCCUGUUCCUGAGCAAUACAAGAAGGUCUGUCACAGCCUGGCAGUGGUGUCUGGAGGAGUUGGACUCGAGUGUGAACCUGUUGGGUGAUGGACCCUGUUCGGCCUGCUGUCAGCCUGUAGCCAUACAGCCUCAUACUGGCCAGCGCCUUUGCAGAUAAACAGCAACACUGCAUCGUACUGGCCAGUACCCUGGCAGGAACAGGGCACCUGAAGUCAGUGAAUCUGUCCCAUAACGCCCUGUGCUCUAUGGGUUUUGAGCUGGUCCUGAAGACUCUUGCCUCUUCAAUGUCUCACUCAACUCAAUCUGUCUGCCAUCCGCUGUGGAACCACUGACCACCCUCCUUCAAAACAUCUCAAACACACACACACAAAUGCAUACACCGACACACACACACACACACAAAUUCAAAUAAAGUUAUUCUAUUGUGUACUUUCACAUUAAUUAAGCAUUGUUUGUCUAAAGAAAUGCAUAAUCUAUCACAUGAUCUACAGUAAGUAUUUACUUAGUAGAGGAAAUUUGUCCAGGAAGGUACACGAUAAAGACUGCAAAUCUAAGAAAUGGAUCAGUAAAUUAUGAGGAGUUUUUAAUAGAAUUUGUUGAAACAAUUGGUUGCGUUUCUGGUCUGAGGCAGGCGCCUUGCAAGUUGAGUAAACAUUUCACAGUUUGAAAAGGAAGUUUGUCAUCCACUUAUCUGCUGCACAACUUUGCCUUUGGUAUUCAAGCUAAGAAACGUGUUGAUAUGGUAAUUAGGAUACAAUGGUUGUACCUUAAUUGUAUAUUUGACUUAAUGACGAGCUAUGGCAAGAUGAUAUUUAGAGGAGCAAAUGUAGUUGUCACACCCUGAUCUGUUUCACCUGUCUUUGUGAUUGUCUCCAUUAUCCCCUGUGUAUUUUAUACCUGUGUUCUCUGUUUGUCUGUUGCCAGUUCGUCUUGUUUGUCAAGUCAACCAAUGUUUUUUGUCUCAUGUCCUGCUUUUCCCAGUCUCUUUUUCUCGCCCUCCUGGUUUUGACCCUUGCCUGUCCUGACUCUGAGCCCUCCUGCCUGACCACUCCACUUGACCCUGCCUGCCGUCCUGUACGUUUGCCCCACCUCUGGAUUAUUGACCUCUGCCUACCCUGACCCUGAGCCUGCUUGCCUGCCGUCCAGUACCUUUGCCCCUCCUCUGGUUUACUGACCCCUGCCUGCCUUGACCUGCCUAUUGCCUGCCCUUGUUCGAUUAUUAAACCAUUGUUCAUUCGCCAUUGUCUGCAUCUGGGUCUUACCUUCAUACCUGAUAGUAGUGAUGGCUCCUCUGUAAGUAAGAUUCAUGUCAACUAGUAAUGUUUAAACUGAGAACUCAACACUGACAUAUUGGGUGAUAGUACUAUGUCUAACUGCCUGGUCAAGGGCAUACCAUGAGAUCUGGGAUUUGAUUGGUCCCUUGCUGAAAAUGGAAAAGGAGUCACAGAGAACAUGGUUCUCGUUGGUUCCUUUGUGUGUUCCACAGGAUGACUGCUCACUGACCCACCUGAAUCUGGCGGGAAAUGGACUGAUGGACAGCAGCAUUUCCACCCUCGCCAGGUGUCUGCCUCUCUGUCCCUCCAUGGUGUCUGUGGACCUGGCAUGGAACCCAGCGGUGACCUCAGCGGGACUCCACAGCAUCCUCUCCAACCGGCGACCUUUGACCUAUCUCAACCUCCAAGGUUGUCAGGUAGCCGGACCCUGGGACAGCUCUAGUUUGGACGACUUGUCAGACCAGGUCCAGGACCUGUGGCUGUGGCUGUGCUCCCAGGUGCUCAAAAAACUGGACUGCAAGGCGCUGCAGCAGAUCUGGGGCCAGAGGAGGCCCGGGGGCUGCUUCCUCUCCAGGGAUGCCAAGUGCCUGCUCACUACUGCCCCUUCACUGCAAUCUAACUGACCAUCUGAAUAUAGUCCAGGCCUUCCUAGCCGAGGCGAAGCAAUGAAGCCGCCGAGUGGAUUUUGCUGUGUCAUUAAUCACAGCUCACUUGUCCUGCAGUUUCUCUUUUGUUAUUAUGUCAAUUACUUUAUUUUUUUCAUUUUGACUACCCAAAGUGACAAACUGCCACUCUAACCCAUUUAUAAUGGCUUAAAGCUAGACUAUUUUGUUUGGCACCUCUUUCUUCCCCAUCCAACACACUCGCACGCACACACCCACUCCCUCCAUUGCACCACAAAGAGUGUAUCUUGUGAGAUGUGUGAUAUAUGUCAAACGAACAUCAGACCAAGUGCAUGCAGUGUGAAAUGACUGAUGCUUACUCAUCUAUCUGAAACUGUUAUACCGCUAUUCCUAUUACUGAUAUCAACCUGUUGCAUACAACAAGCCAUUUAGCACUUUUGUUCAUUCUGCAACACCCUAAAUGCUAAAUGUUGCCAAUGCAAUACAGGCUAAUGUCAGCACAAUACCAACAGAGGGUGCUAGAGUGUUUGUGGCCUGUAUCAGCACUGGUGUGGUGCACUGGCCUGUGUUAUGACAAAGACAGAGAACAAGGGCACGUCUUUAGAACGGUCGCUGCAAUUUACUGUCUUGCUGGUAAGCAACUCCAGAGUAGAUUUGUCUUUGUGUUGUAGGUUAUUGUCCUGCUGAAAUGUGAUUCCUUCCCCAGUCCCUGGUGUAAAGCAGACGGAAGCAGGUUUUCUUCUAGGAUUUUGCCUGUGCUUAGCUCCAUCCCAUUUAUUUUCAUCCUGAAAAACUCCCCAGUCUUUACCAAUGUCAAGCAUACCCAUACCAUGAUGCAGCCACCACCAUGCUUGAAAAUAAGGAGGCAGUUACUCAGUGAUGUGUUGUAUUUGCCCCAAACGUAUGCAUUUAGGCCAAAAAGUGUAUUCCUUUGAUGUGUUUUGUUUUCUUCUUCAGUGUUACUUUAGUGCCUUGUUGCAUACAUAUUCAGAUGUUGGAAUAUUUUUAUUCUGUAUAUUUUUAUUCUUAUUUUCACUCUGUCAUUGGUGACAUCGAUAAGCAGUUUCCUUCAUGUCCUGCAGCUCAGUUCAGAAGGACAACUGCAUCUUGGAUGUGUCUGGGUGGUUUAUGACAUCAUCCACAGCAUAAUGAUUAACUUGACCAUGCUUAGAUAUAUUAAAUGUCUGAUUUGUUAAUGUUAACCAUCUACCAACCACUGCCCUUCUUCAUGACGCUUUCAAAAAGCUCCCUAGUCUUUGUAGUUGAAUUUAUGCUUAAAAUUCAGUACUUGACUGAGGGACCUUACAGAUGUUUUAUGUAUGGGGAACAGAGGAAGGGGUAGUCAUUAAAAAAGAAUGUCAACCUCUUAUUUCACACAGUGAGUCCAUGUAACUUAUGUGAUUUGUUAAGCCACAUUUUACUUCUGAACUAAUUAAGGCUUGCCUAAACAAAGGGGGUGAAUAUUAAUGCGACUAUAUUUUACUUAUUUAAUUUUAAUGAAUUUGUAAAUAUGUGUAUCAUUUUAUUUUCACUUUGACAUUAUGGAGUAUUCUGUAUAGAUCAAAAACAUGUUUUACUUUAACACAACACCAUGUGAAAAAGAGGGUGCAGACUUUCUAUAGGCUCUGUACUUUACACCAAAGUGAUUAAAAAACAAACUAACGUUGUUAAUGCAA